AUGUACAUACCCGAGAAACUAGCCCUCCUCAUCCCCCGCGAGCAACCUCCCGACCACAAAUCGCCCGCGGUGCUCGGCGUCACCAUCCCCAUAGUCGGCGUCUUCGCCGCAGCCCUCGGCUAUCUCUGCUGGCGCAAGAAGAAGCCGCGACGCAAGUCGAGGCGCAGCCGCCACGGUGGCGAUUCCGGACCGAUCGUGAGCGCCAACGGCUUCAUCCUAGGCGACGUCUGGGACGAAGGCGGAGGGUUUGACCCCGACCCGCGCAGGAGGAACGCAGGCGCCAGAGGCCCCGACAACCACGGCAGAGAAAUCUUCGUGGACGACGUGUGGAACGACGGCGAGUCUGACGGGCACGUAGAUGUGCACCCCAGCAGGCGCGACCGCCAACACAGCACCAGACCCCGACGCCGCAGCACAGACUACGGUCGCCGCCACCACCGCAACAGGCCAUCCAGGCGUCGCCGCAGCUCAAACGACGACCACCACCUCCACAGCAGGAGACGCCAUCGUCACCGCCGUGGCCGCAGCACCGACGACAACGGCGGCGGCCACGGCCACGAACGACACGAGAGGAUCGAGGGCGACGUGUGGAACGACGGCCAGGCGCACGGGCACGUGGACCGCGACCCGGGCAGGCGGGAGCCGUCCAUUGCACACAGCGUGACGGGCAACAGCCACGUGUUUGGCACCGACGACAUUGACGACCGGAGCUUCCGGACGGCGACCGUGAGCGUCGACGAGCCGUCCGAGAUGCCGACGUUUCCGGCGCGCGCCCACCUCCCCGGGGCGUCGGCCAACGUAGGUCGUGGAGUCGACGAUGAUCUGCUCAGUGAGGAUGGCAGCGAGAUGGGCCCGGCCCAUCAGAACCGACUCGCCUUGGAGCUGAGAUGGGCUCUGCAUCGAGGUGCACCUAUGCAAUGA
This is a messenger RNA of Pyricularia oryzae 70-15, 921 nucleotides long. RefSeq lists its product as uncharacterized. Bases 1 to 921 code for a protein of 306 amino acids. NCBI's taxonomy places the organism in Eukaryota, Fungi, Ascomycota, Sordariomycetes, Magnaporthales, Pyriculariaceae. The transcript has a single exon. The record is from RefSeq and is a predicted model, not a curated record.